Molecule: messenger RNA, 4528 nt
Organism: Cheilinus undulatus (humphead wrasse)
Lineage: Eukaryota; Metazoa; Chordata; Actinopteri; Labriformes; Labridae
Gene: lzts3b
Product: leucine zipper, putative tumor suppressor family member 3b
Exons: 7
Coding region: 48-2579 (843 amino acids)
Biological process (GO): regulation of dendritic spine morphogenesis
Cellular component (GO): dendritic spine
Source: RefSeq, a predicted model, not a curated record
GAGAAAGAGAGAGGGAGAGGGAAAGAGAGAGGCUGGAGAAUGAGAGGAUGGAGAGGGAGAGAGAGAGGGAAAUGCAGGCUGCAGGUUUGGACAUUUGUGGGAACAUCGUGGGCCGAGGAGGAAAUGAGAAGAAUGUCGUUGGCAUGAACCAACACCAGCAUAGAGAGAUGCCGGCUGCCAGAGUUGACAACGAGAACAAUCCAGGUGGUCACAACCCUCCAAACCACAACCCACCCAAGAUCAUGCCUGUGUCAGGAAAACUGGAGCAGGCCAUGCAGAACAACUCCGGCCUUGUUCGUCCCUCUGCCUUCAAGCCGGUUGUUCCCAAGAGCUUCCACUCCAUGCAGAACCUCGUGGGCCAGGCAGGAGGGGCUGGAAGUGAGGGCAAGACUGAGGCGAGGAGUGAGGGAUUCAGUGAGAGCAGAGGAGGCAGGAGAGGGAGGGACGGAGCAGGAGGAGAGGCAGGAGAGGUCCCAGAGGCCCUGCUCCUCGACCAGGACAGUCCAGUGAGGGUGAGCAGGAGUGAGGGAGGGGGAAAUGGUAAUGAAGUGGUUCAGGGAGGUAUGUCAGACUCAGGGAGAAACUCCCUGACCAGCCUGCCCACAUAUACCGGCUCGGGGUCCGGUUGUGGGCCCCCAGCGGUCUUGGGGCCUCUCAGUGCUUCCACUAGUCAUAUCAACAGGUUGGGCAUGGCUGGGGCAGCUGCAGGGCUGGACAAGCUGGAAAAGCCGGGGUAUCAGAACGGGCUCAGCGCCUCAGACAGCGGUCGGUCCUCGUCGGGGAAGAGCUCCUCGUCAUAUCAGAGACUAAGCCACCUGAGUGAUGCUCCAGCACCUCUUCGCCCCUCCCCCUCAUCUGAUGACAUCAUCCAGGACCUCGAAGACCGUUUGUGGGAGAAAGAGCAAGAGGUGCAGCACAUGCGCAGAAACCUGGACCAAAGUGAGGCAGCAAUCAUUCAGGUGUUUGAGGAGAAGCAGCGUGUCUGGGAGCGCCAGAUGGACGAGCUGAGACAGAACUACGCUUCGCGCCUGCAGCAGGUUACUCGUCGUGCCCAACGCUCUCAGACUGCCCUCCAGGCCCAGAUCACCCGUCUGUCCCAGGACAAGAGGAGGCUGCAGGAGGAGAUGGCAGCUCUCUUGGCCCAGAGAGAGGAGCUGGAGAGGAAGUGUCUGGACUACAGGAAGGAGCAGGCGGACAUCUUGCCUCGUCUGGAGGAAACCAAGUGGGAGGUGUGUCAGAAAGCAGGAGAGAUCUCCUUGCUGAAGCAGCAGCUGAGGGAGAGUCAGGCUGAAGUGACCCAGCGAGCCGGAGAGAUGGUGGCCCUGAGGGGUCAGCUGAAGGAGCUCAACGCCCAGCUGAGGGAGCGUGAGGAGGCCAUGCUGGGCCUGAAGGACUCCUACAGCACCAAGAGUCUGGAGCUGGAGAAAUGUGAAGGAGAGCUGCGGAGGACUCUGUCAGAGGUGUCUGUACUCAGAGAGAAGCUGGGAGUUUUUGAAGCAGAGGUGCUCAGUUUAAAGCGAGCUCUAAAUGAAGUGAGCAGAGGGGCAGAGGUAGUCGUGAGCCCUAACUUAGCUGCUGUAGGGCUGUUGCCACCCUGGGGAGCAGUCCACUGCCCACGAAACCCUACUGAACCCUCAACCAACUCCCUCACCCCCACAGCUGACACCCUGCUGAGUCUUCAGAGUGAUGAAGCCAAAGCCCAAAGGCAGGAAGCUCAGAGACAAGAGAGGCAACGUGAAGAAGCUCAAUGGCGGGAUGCACAUCAACGGCAAGACGCUCACAUGCAGCCAGACAUAAGGAUGCGUCAGGAUGCUCAAAUCAGACCAGAAGCCCAACUGCGCCAGGAGGCCCAGCAUCGUCAGGAGGCCCAUCUCCGCCACGAAGCCCAAAUACGUCAAGACACCCAACUACGCCAAGAAGCACAGCUGCGUCAAGAGGCCCAACUGCGCCAGGAGGCCCAUCUCCGUCAAGAGGCCCAGCUCUGCCAUGAGGCCCAAAUGCGCCAAGAGGCCCAGCUACGUCAUGAGGCACAACUCUGCCAGGAGGCCCAACUGCGUCAGGAUGGCCACCAACCGCAGAGAAGCCAGGAGGGUCACUGGGACGAGGCGGGGGAGCUGCGCAGGCAGCUAGAGCAGCUGCAGGCUGCACUGCGCCUGGAGCGGCAGCAACGGGAACGUCAGGCGCUCAACUUUGAUCAGGAGCGGCACACCUGGCAGGACGAGAAAGAGCGGGUUUUAAAAUACCAGGCACAGCUGCAGCUCAGCUAUGUGGAGACACUGCAGAAGAACCAAGCUUUAGAAAAACGAAUGAGCCAGCUGGGAGCCAAACCAACCACAACAGCAACCACCACCACUGUUACAACCACAACUACCACCUCCCCUACUUCCUCCAAUUCUCCACCUCCACCUCCAGCCCUCUCACCUCUGUCUCCACAGCCCCCGCCCUCCCUAUCUGGCCCCAUUGCCCUCACCAUUUCCCCGCCUUGUGAGGACCAGAAGGGUCCUCCUUCUCUCCACCAGCUUGCACCUCCAUGGGCGGGACCAUCACGCCUGGAGAGGAUAGAGUCCACUGAGAUAUAGACACGGACUUCUCAGCUUAAUCCACUCCCAGUGAACAGGCCUCUCAUACAAAACCACUACAGCAUACAGGUGAAAAACAAACAAUAGAAUAAAUCAGCACAGUCUGACAUACUUUUCUAAGCAACUACAGACACUGAACAUCAACAGAGGCCGACUGUAAAAUCCAGCAUUAUAAGUACCAGAAAGCUUAAACACAUUGAAUCUACCAAUGAUUGUUUAACCUCCUAAGCAGCCUUUCUCUCACUAGUUGCACACUACAACAUCCUACAUUAUCAGUGUUUAUGAAAAGUGUGCCACACUGAUGGAUGAUAGAAAAACAAAAUGUUAAAUGACAAUGUUUAGAUCACAGCACUAAUACCGGGUCAUUUUAUUGCCCAUGCUAGAAAAAGGACCAAGACAAUCAGGGAUAUUGUCAGAAAUGAUCAACCAGAAUAUUAUGCGGUAUUUAUUCAUUGUAAGUCUUUGUCACUGGUAAUGUAAAAGUAGAAUUAGUGGUCAGAGUGUGUGAUGUUAUCCUGCAUUUUUGGCCAGAGAGCGCCUUACUCCAUCUUUUCCAGCAUGUAUAAGAGAAUAACAAAAGCUGGGAAUAGAUGAAGGGAAAAGAGUGUGAUUAUCAUUUUCAGUGCUUUAAUUAUAAUAUCAGCAAACCAGUUACAAAGACGUAUCACUCAUGGCUGGACUGAUUUAAUUUAAAACCCAGCAGAUAUCGAUGUAAAGGUCACACAGAAGCUGAUUUUUGAUUUCAAGUCAUUUCAUGCACAGGGUCCAAACAUGCACGCAUCAUUUACACAAGUCACUAUGAGCAACAGAGUUUAUAUUUUCUACAAAUUGAAUUAAAUAGAUAUGUUUAGCUGAUAAUCAACCCCAAAUUAAUAUAGUUUUAAGUUGAUAGGCGAACCUGGUUCGCCUUCACCGCAGGUUGUCUGCAGUGACUAAAAAUAACCACUAGAGUUCAGUAGAGAGCUGCAACUUUCCUCUCAUUGAGCUGCAAGGAGAAUGUGAAUGAAAGCACACAAUUUGAAUUUCAGUAUUAUGACAAUUGUGUCAUUCACUUGGUGCAUUUACAGCAAAGAAAUCGAAUAAAUCAGUCGAUAUUUCCAAAGUUUAAAAAAAUGUAGAAUGUAUGAUAUAAUAGAAAGAAAUACUUAUAAUAGUUAUAGAUUGUAAAUGUGUGUUUGGGUGUGUGCGUGAGAGACAGAGCAAGUGUGUGCAUGUGUGUAUUCAUAUGAAGAGCUUCAGCUAAUGAGAUUGAGAAUAGAGGGACUAGUGGCAAUACAGCAAGUGAAGAUAUAUUAAGUGCAAAAGGAUUUUCUUUGUGGCUUUGGGGGUAAGUUAGACAUUCAUCAAAGCUUGACACAAGAAUAUCGAGACAAAAAAGUCAAACUGAAGGAGUCUGUAUAUCUUUAAAAACUCUUAAUUUCUUCUGUAUAGUUCAUUUAGACGAAGCAGGGGGAGAAGGAAGUUUAAAAAAAAAUCAAAAUAGUGGGAGAGUCUGCUCUUUAAAGAAAGCAUUCAGGCUAACUGCACUAUGUAGUGUUACACACGAGUUACGAUGUACAGUAGACUCAGAUGUGAAUAUCAUGGCUUUUAUAUGUGUUGUUUAUGCCAGCAUACAAAGAUGUUGCUCAAGAAUAUUAACUUAUCUCUAAGGUAUUACAUAGUAUUAUCAUCUUUAUUACUGUUAUUAUAUUAUGGUGAACUGACAGAGAAAAUAUGUGCCAUUUGAGCUUUCCUUUAUGUGUUAUUUUUUAAUACUGUGUAGAUAGCCAAUUGGCCUACCAUAAUGGUGCAAUCAUAGCAACCCUGUCCAAAAAAUGCUGUUCCUUUUGAUGUAGGUGAUAAAUGUAGUUACAGUAUUGCAUUAUUUGAAGAACAAAAUGCUACGGAUUUUAUACGUUUUAACAUUAUUGUUUGCAUUUAUGUUACUAGUACUGUUCUAGCUUGAUUAA